AUGCAAUUAUUCUUUGGUAGAAAUCUUGUACCCGAGAACGGCCUCCUCUCCACAAGCAGCAACGACUUGAAGCUGAAAUUACAAAUGUAUGAAUUUUAUAUCGUUAAAAUAUCAUACCAAGACACUUCCGUCGUCCUUGUCGAGAGCCUCGCGAAUAGAGUUACCCAAAUCUCCCUCUGGCAUCUUGAGAUCGUCUUUGAGAUCGCAGGAUUCGGGGUCCAUGAGAGAACAGAAUCCGUCUUCCUCGAUGGACAUAAGCUGGAAACAUACAAUUUAGUCCCACCAGCAAAACUGUAA
Caenorhabditis remanei is the source of this 297-nucleotide messenger RNA. RefSeq lists its product as uncharacterized. The record is from RefSeq and is a predicted model, not a curated record. Lineage: Eukaryota; Metazoa; Nematoda; Chromadorea; Rhabditida; Rhabditidae. The transcript has a single exon. The coding region runs from base 1 to 297 and encodes 98 amino acids.